Messenger RNA from Mollisia scopiformis, 1218 nucleotides. RefSeq lists its product as uncharacterized. The record is from RefSeq and is a predicted model, not a curated record. Lineage: Eukaryota; Fungi; Ascomycota; Leotiomycetes; Helotiales; Mollisiaceae. Bases 126 to 1085 code for a protein of 319 amino acids. The transcript is spliced from 3 exons.
AUGAUCGUAAUUUCAAUUAAACACAUCUGCUCUCUUUUCUUCUAUCGUUCAUUCAUUUAUCCUUUCUGUUUUUGCUUUCCUUUGCGAAUUUGCGGAGUUGGAAAGGGAAGGAAAGCGAAGGAAAAAUGACAACGUUCAACUGCUCCAAUGUCCCAACCGAGACCGCGACCGAUGCAGGGGUCGCCGGCGCCGGCGUCCUCCUCUCCUUUAUAAUCACCGCGGGCAUCUCCCUCAUCUUCUCCGCCACCAUCAUCUUCCACGAAAUGCACCUGCACCUCGAAGCCAAAGUAAUCCGUAAACUGCUCCUCUCGCUCUCCGACCAGCAAGUCAUAACCGGAAUCGGCAUCCAAUGCGUCGGCCUCGCGAAAAUGAAGUCCAUGGUCCCCUACCACUUCUUCAUCAUCUGGAUGCUCUCGUUGCUCUCCACCGCAACCCACAUCUCGACGCUCUUCGCGCUCGUCAACGAUUUCAAGCGAGAUUGGGUCCUGAGAUGGCUGAGACAGUUCUUCAUGUUCGUCAAUCUCGUGCUGAGCUGCGUGUCCGGGAUCUUCGUCCUGAUGGCCGUGAUGCGCAACUUGCAGCCCACGCUGCCCAUUGCGUGUGUGUGGGAAGUCGCCGGCAGGGGGACGCCCAGUAAUGCGGGGAUAUCGAUCGCGGGCACGAUUGCGGUGAUUGCGGGGCAGUGCGUCUUCUUUGCCAUGGCGGUGUGGUAUCUGCACGUCAACGGCGGGAAAUGGAUCAAGUUGGUGCAGUUGGGGGGUUUGGUGACGCUGCUGGUUAUCGGGACCGGGGCUGCAGUGAGGGUGGUGCUGCUGUCGCAGGCGUUCGGGACGCCGUCGGUGCCGUUGGCGGAUACGGGGGAGAGGGAUUGGAAUUUUGGGCAGUUGUUGACGUUGUUGUUGCUUGUGCUGCCGUGUAUUUCUGCGGUGGAGAUUUUGAGAGGAGAAAUGAACGUCCCGUCUCCGGUGGCAGAUGAACAUUCUGCAACGUUGCUAGGGAAGGACAAUGAGCUGGGUGUUGUUCGAAGCUCUUUCCAACCGAAUCCAUUCUGGGGGAACCAAACAAGUCGGUUUAGUAAAUGGUAGAUGAGUCCACGGGGAAAUUUGCUUGCAGAUGAAGAUGUAUCGAAUAUACGAAGUGCUCGACAACGAUACAUUACUAGUCUGGCAAGAAGCGAUCGAUAGAUUUGGGAUACAUGGCAGGUGUUUGGCGUAAUCU